Pristis pectinata (smalltooth sawfish) is the source of this 4311-nucleotide messenger RNA. It is a transcript of the gene sprn, whose product is annotated as shadow of prion protein. The transcript is spliced from 2 exons. Gene Ontology annotation, cellular component: membrane; nucleus. Gene Ontology annotation, molecular function: nucleic acid binding. NCBI's taxonomy places the organism in Eukaryota, Metazoa, Chordata, Chondrichthyes, Rhinopristiformes, Pristidae. Gene Ontology annotation, biological process: protein import into nucleus. The coding region runs from base 112 to 567 and encodes 151 amino acids. The record is from RefSeq and is a predicted model, not a curated record.
CUCCCUCGGCAGCUUCAGGUCGCGGCCGUGAACAUUGCAGGCGGCGGCUCGGUGCGCGGAGCCGAACCGGGAACCGGGCAGCGGAGGCCGGGGUCACUUGGGUGCUUCGUGAUGAAUAAAACCACAGCCACGUGCUGGACGCUGAUUCUGUUGGUGGCCAUCUUUUGCGAAAGUGUGACCUGCAAGGGCGGGAGAGGAGGAGCACGAGGCUCGGCUCGUGGCUCGGCUCGCGGACGCUUCCGUGCUACCCGAGUGCGGCCCAAGUACUCCAACUGGAACCGGUCCUAUGGCUCCAGGACACGGGUGGCAGUGGCGGGGGCUGCGGCGGGGGCUGCAGCGGGUCUUGCGGCUGGAGUCAUGGCUGGGAGGCUGCAAAGGUCCAGGCUGAGCUGGGAUGAGGGCAUCCAGGGGUACGUGAACAAGAACUGCUCUCUGGAGAAGAACUGCACGUCCGAAGAGGGAGUCUAUGGUUACAGAGCAUGGACAUCUUCUGCCCUGACGUUGUGGCCUUCCUGCGGUUUGCCAUCCAUGUGCGUUAUGCUCACCUUCAAAUGUUUCCACCUCUAAGUGUGGUUUCCAGUUGUAACUUGGUGUUUCUCACAGCUGCAGUGGCCAUCUCUUUGGAAAGUUCAUUAGAUUAGUCUCUUAAUUGUUGUAGCACUAAAUGGUUUAGACAAUGUGGUAGAGUGUAAGACUUCUAAAAUAGUUCCCCAGCAAGCAAGUGAUUACUGCAAGCACAGUUAUUUGAAAAUUGAUGUCAUUAUCUGUGUAGGAGUGGAUAAAAAUACGACGAAUUGUUGCAAAGUUGUGAUUAGAAGAUUUGCAAUGAUCUUUAAGGUUCUGACACAACUAACCUCCCUGCUGGUCAUCUCACCAUUGAGAUCUUGGGAUUUGAACUGCCUCCUCAUAAAUCUCCUCAAAGAUGCGGUUGAGGGCAGAAGGCAGUUUAUAAACAUUAGUUUUCCACUAAAAUUGGUAAAAAGAUUUCACCCUUGAACUCAGAUGUUACAGAGUUCGGCAAAGGAUUAAAAUUUUGCAUAAUUCCAUUGGGUGUUAUCUUGUAACCAAUGCUGAGCCAAGGCAGCCGGAGGUGAUCUUCUGGUGGACCCAGCCCUAUGUGGAAAAUUUCAACAACUCUGCUUGUCUGACUGAGAAAGGAAUAUUGAGGCUGUUAUCCUUUCCAUUAAUUAGUGCAAUACUGUGCUAAUGCAGGAUGUGUGUAUAACAGCCCUCCAACCUACCAAAUUUACCUAGUACAUUUGAUGUCAGUUGGGCAUAUCAGUAUAUGAAAUAUUGUCAAAGGCUGGCGUAAAAUGAAAGUUAAUCACAUAUCUUAUGUUUCCAUUUGUGGGAAAAUUCAAAGCUAGGUGACAAAAUUUUAAGUCACCAAUAUAUGAUAAGAACAAGGUGCAAAAAAUGAAGCAGUUUCUCAAACCUUCUCCACCAUUAACAAGGCCGAGCCUAAUCAUCUCCCUCACUCAGUCCGUAUCCCUCAGCUUCCUCGAUAUUUGAAAACCCAUCAGUCAAAUCCUUGAAGGAAUUCAGGAUUAAUGAUGAGAAUGUGGGACUUGUUACCACGUAGAGCUGAGGCUUUGAUGCAUUUAAAAGGAAGCUGGAUAAACAUUAGGGGGAAGGAAGGAAUAGGGUUGCUGAUGGGGUGAAGUUAAAUCCAGUGCUGGGACACUUGUGGGUUAAAACUGGUUUGUCAGAAUCACCUGUAGAUUCACCAAUAGACUCUAUACAAGUGAGAGUGUUACACUAAACUUUUUAAUGGAAUCUAUUUUAGUUUAAAGUUGGAGAGGUGACUUAUCUGGGUAUGCCAAGAUCCUGAUUUUUAACCUGUUCAACACACACCCAAAGCCAACAGGGGUGUUUUUGUUAUACAGUAUAUGCACAAACUGCCCUGACCACAUCACUGGGACACAGCUGGGAGUUUAACUGCAGAGGUUUUCAAUCAGCUGGACACAAGGAGUAGAGGUACAUUUACUUGUUGUUAAAUGUCUCUUGUGGAUCAUAAGGCAGCAAUAUUCUGUAAACAUUUCAUUUGUCUAGCACUUUAGGGUCAGCACGUGAGGGGAAAGAGGUGUAUUUUUGUGAAAAUGAAAAAAUGGAUCAUAGUGGAUGUGAUGGGUUUAAGUUUAAUACCAGGUUCAUGCAAGCUGUUUGACUUGAGAAGUCCAAAAAGUGAUUUAAGUUGGCUUCAUUUAUAAAGCUGAGCCCCUCAGAAUUUAACGGAAUUGCCCAAUUUGCACCUCCCCUCUUCUUCACCCAGAUUUUAGUUUUCUCCUUUAAUGUGUUCCUUCCUGUUUUUCAUUUUCUCCCCAUUGUUUUACUUUAUCUCCAGUUUAUGUCACUAUUUAGCUCCACUGAGACUCGCAAGUUGCAUUGUAGAAUUCUCUUGAGGUUAUAUGACAUAAUGAAUCUUAAACUUAAUCCUUAUCCAAUCAGCUUUGUGCAACUUACUUGCGUGGUAAAAGAGUGGUAUUAAAUAAGAUUGCAGUAACAUUUCAGGAGGGAUAUAAUAAUGUGGAGGAAGCAGUUCAGAGGGGUUGACCAGACUAAUAUCUGGCAGAGUCACUGUUUAUAAACAUAGGGUGGCCUACUUAAAGCAGAGAUGAGGUGAAGUCUUUUGACUCAGAAGGUUGUCUUUGGAACUUUCUUCCACGGUGGAAGCAGAAUCUUUGAAUAUUUUGAAAGUAGAGGUAGACAGAUUCUCGAUAGGUGAGGGGUUGGAAAGUUACUGCAGGUAGACAGGGAUGUGGAGGUGAGGUUACAGUUAAAUCAGCCAUGAUCUUAUGAAAUGGAGGGACAGUCUUGAGGGGCCGAGUGGCCUACUCCUGCUGCCAAUAAAACAAACAAAAUUUACAUUCAAAAAUGUGUAGAUGCUAGUUUGACACUGAGGUCCCAGAGCACAAGUUCCUACAAGUGUCUGUGCGUGGAGGAAAGUCAGUUUGUGAGGUGUUUACCCAUCAGUACUGGGCAGUAACAGUAUCAGUCACACAGGAAGAUUACAUAUGGCUAUUUACGCAAAUGCUGAUUCUUUGCGGGUGCAUUCUAAUCUCUGCUCUUUUCCCUUGGCCCUACAAGUUACCUCUUUCCAUCCCAUCUCGUAUGGUCCUGUUCAAUCUCCUUCCAACACCCUUUCACACGAUGCACUGCCCAUCAUGCUGCAAGGUAGGAUGUGUCGUGGAAAAAAGAUGUUCUUUACUCUUUCACAUGCACAGGUUGUUUGAUCAGCUUUAAUGUCUUAAAUGUCGAGAACUGUCACAUUUUUACCUCAAAUCUGGCAGCAAUUUUCAAGUGUGCACAAUUCUUCUAAAAACUGCUCCUCCCAGCAAAGAGAGAGACAUGGGCAGCAGUGAAAGGACAGGGAACCGCUAUGCUUUGCCCAGGUCAGCCAGAGGCCUACACCCUCUUGAGAGGGAAAAAAAACCUUAUCUAGUUUUAAAAUAUGGUUCAUUCUGACUAAUUCUGGAAUAUUGUAACACAGUUAGAUUCCUGACUUGUCAUCAGGAGACUUUAAAAGGUUAAUUUUACUAACAUAUUGCAAUUUUCACAAAGGAACUUUAUUUAAAAAUAUCUAAGCACAAAAUAAGAGCAUAUUCUGAAUCAGGAUAACUUCUGUUUCUCCAUGCAGUGACCUGCCCCUUUUAUACCUUGAAAAUAUCUUAAUCUUGAAAAUUUCAAAAACAAGAUAUCAUGUUUGAACCACUUUAAACGUUAGUUUCUUCUCUCAGCAGAAGACCCAAGAUUGUUUUUUAAAUUAAAAAUGGUUGUGGGGAAAGUUGGGGAAUUACACGCUGCGCAUAAUGGUGGCUAUCUCUUUGGUAGGUUGUAACCUGCUUGUAGUUUCUUUAAUAUUUAAAACGUGGAAGUGAUGUUUGAAGUAUUUUAAUAGUGGUAAAAAUAAUACUUAAGAAACUUUUAUAAAGUAAUGUGGCAGGAAGAAUAUUUCCAUUUUAUAUUCAGCAUUAAGUAACAGUACUUAAUACAACCACUGAUGAACAAUUGUUGCAUAACACUGUGCUUGACGUAUUUGUAUUGGACAUACUUGAUAAAUUAUAACACUUUGUGAUGUUACAUAGAUUGAAAAACAUUUUAGAAAAACUACAAACAAGUCGCAUGCAACAUAUUGUGUUGUAAGAUCUGUUCACUGUUUUUCAUUGUUUGGAAUGCAUCAGUAUUUAGAAAUAGCUACCUAAAAUAAAGUACUUUAUGCACAAUAUUUAUUGUUAAUAUCUUUUUCAGUGAGGCUGUGAACAGUGCUGGUGUAGUGCAUGAAAUAUGACUUGAAUACGAGCCAUCAGAUUG